AUGAAAAUAUUAACUUUAAAGAAUCUUAGAAGCAGUCAAGAAUUUGAUGAUUAUAAAGUUUCUGAAAAUUGCAAAAAAUAUCCAAAGCUUGCCGAAGAACUUUGUCCACAUUCAUGCGCCUUAUGUUGCAAAACAAAGGAAUAUCGGUGCAACAACACUACUACGCCAAUAGCAUUGGCAUCGGCGGUAACAUGUCGUGAUGAACGAGUUAAUUGUGGUUCGAGACCAGACCUCUGCGUGGGACCAUAUGCUGCAGUGUACGCGAACCAAUGCAAAUCCACUUGCGGUCUUUGUAAUAGAGGGUAA
Dracunculus medinensis (Guinea worm) is the source of this 306-nucleotide messenger RNA. The record is from the annotation of a GenBank genome assembly. Lineage: Eukaryota; Metazoa; Nematoda; Chromadorea; Rhabditida; Dracunculidae.